AUGGGCAUGACAUAUCGUUCGACGUCGCUCAACUACGAAUCUUCAGGGAGUCAAGCAACCACUCUUCCUUUCUUCGGCAUUCAACCAUCGUCUCUAUUUAAGCAUUCCAUGGCAGAUAAGCAUUCCGAUGAAGGUGGGAGCACGGGCAAUUUUGGUGGUGAAAGUUCUGAAUCAACUGUGGAGAUCCGUAUCAAGACACUUGAUUCACAGUCGUACCAGUUUAAUGUAGAUAAAAAUAUGCUAGUUUCAGCAUUCAAAGAGAAAAUAGCUACUGAUGUUGGACUUCCAGUUGGACAGCAGCGGCUCAUCUUUCGGGGCAAGGUGUUGAAGGACGAGCUCCGCCUUUGUGAAUAUCACGUUGGAAGUGGAGACACAUUGCAUCUAGUGGCUAGACAGGCACAGCCUUCUGAAUCACAACCUCAAUCUGGUACCACAACAACUGCAAAUGGUAGUAAUACAGGACAAAAUGCAAAUGGUGGAGGUGCACGUCCGCGUGUCAGUCAUAUUUCACAUAGUGUAGUACUUGGGACCUUUGCAGAUAGAAAUGAAGAUGGCAAUCCUGAUCUUAGUCGGGUCAUUGGUGCUGUUUUAAAUUCAUUUGGAAUUGGGGGCCAGGGCCAAGGCCAGGUGUCCAUGCCAAACAUGCAGUUGAAUGUUCCUGUGCAAGUUGCCCAAGGAAAUGAAGCUGGAGUUAAUGCCAACAAUCAAGGUCAACAGGGAAACCCUAGUCAACCUGGUUUUGCCAUUCCAGGAAUGGCUUUACCAACACUUGUUACGCCAAUUCCUGAUUCAUUACACACACUUUCCGAGUUCAUGAAUCGAAUGGAGCAGGCAUUGUCACAUAAUGGGUAUCAGCAAAAUCAAGCUCCAAAUGGUGCAGAGGCCCCACCAGCUGUAGUAUUGCCAUCUGGUCCUCGUGGCGUGCCUUCACCUGCAGCUCUGGCUGUUGUUAUGCGACAUGCUCUACAACUUGUCAAUGGGCCUGCUACUGAUUCUCUUUCUCAUACUGCAAGAAGGCUGGAGGAAGAGGAGAGUUGCACUGAUCUGACAGUAAGAACCCAAAUCCAGUCAGAAGCCAUGCAAUCAGGGCUUGCUAUGCAACAUUUAGGCGCCCUUCUACUUGAGCUCGGGCGUACAAUGUUGACUUUGCGUGUCGGACAGUCUCCCGCUGAAUCUUCUGUAAAUGCUGGACCUGCUGUUUACAUCUCUCCAACUGGGCCCAAUCCAAUAAUGGCACAGCCCUUUCCUCUGCAAACUAAUUCAAUGUUUGGUGGUCCUCCAACACCCUUGGGUCCUCUUGGUGUUCCAAGGCAUAUAAAUGUUCAUAUCCAUGCGGGAAUCGGUCCAAGGGGAACUAAUGUUGAUUCAAACCAAGGAGAACAACCUAAUGAAACAAGUAACGUUCCAGCAGCUGCUGCUGCAGGAGUUAAUGUGCAAACACAAAGUAGAGGUGUUACAAGAAGUGAAAAUCCAGCUUCUCAAGGCCAACCAGAUGGAAGUGUGUCAGAAUCUGAGACCAGAACGGAUACAGAAGGUGCUGGAAACACCAUUGCCAUUACCAGCAGCAGUGCAACAAAAUCUGCAAGUGAGGUUCAAAAUGAUGCUUCUGCUUCAUCAUCGACUCCAGACAAUGCUCCAACCGUUCCUCUUGGACUUGGGUUAGGAGGCUUACAACCCAAGAGACGAAGUCGGCAGACAAAACCAGAAGUGACUACUACUACUACUACUAGUAAUGCCCCUGUGCCUCCUGUUACUUCUAGUCCAGCUGGCCAGUUGGAUCCUGCUGCAAUCAUGAGUCAGAUGGUGGCAAAUCCUGCACUUGAUGGUCUCUUGUCUGGAGUUUCAAGCCAAACCGGGAUUGGUUCACCGGAUGUAUUGAGGAACAUGUUGGGUCAACUAACUCAGAACCCUGCAAUGAUGAACACCGUAAAUCAAAUUGCUCAACAGAUUGAUGGGAAUCAAGAUCUGAGCAACAUGUUUUCUGGUAUGGGUGGCGGUGGUGGUGGUGGUUUUGAUCUGUCGGGUAUGAUACAACAGAUGAUGCCGAUUGUUGCCCAAGCUUUUGGUGGUGGGGGAUCUGGUUUAAACAUGCUUCAACAACCACCUUCCAUGGAUAGUGGGGUUCAACCUAGAAGCAUAAAUGAUAGUUCUAGUGCUCCUCAGUUGAACCUGCGGGAUUUGGCUGAGAAGAUCGAACAGCAGGAGUCGCCAGAUGUAGUGUUUUCGUCUGUGGUUGAAGCUGCUGCUCGUGUGAACAACAAUAACAAUGGAGAUGAGCUUUCUGAGUUGCUUAUCCAAGAGGGUCUUGUUGAUGAGUUUAUGGAAAUGUUGAAGACCGAUGUUUCACAACUGCUGGAGGAAGAGGAAUAGGUGUUCUUUUUUAUGGAAUGGAAUUGAUGUACAAAAUACAUGGAAUGGAAUGGAAUCGGAUG
Messenger RNA from Lactuca virosa, 2432 nucleotides. The record is from the annotation of a GenBank genome assembly. NCBI's taxonomy places the organism in Eukaryota, Viridiplantae, Streptophyta, Magnoliopsida, Asterales, Asteraceae.